GCCACCUGCCCGUGAAACUGGUGGUAGAUUGUUGCCCUCGGGUCGCUCCGGGGCGGGGACACGGAAACUGGCCAUGGAAGGUACGUCGGGGGCUCGGGAGCCCCGGGCCCGGCCUAGAGAGCGGGACCCUGGCAGGCACCCCCGCCCGGACCGAGACCGCCACCCCGAGCGACACCGGGACCGAUCCGGGGACCGGCGGAGGGAGAGAAACGGGGGCGAGCGGAGGGACGGGGACCGGGACAGGGGAAGGCACCAAGACCCUCGCCAGGACAGACACCGGGUAGCGGACCUUCGCGCCGGUGAACAAAGAGUCUGGGAAAAGUCCCAUCAAAGUCGGACGCGGGACAGACCCCGGAGGCCGACCUGGGACGCAGCCCCGCCCCCCUGGCCCGCACCUUGGGAAACCCCGGAGCUACCGCCCCAGAGGAAGGAGCGCUUCGGAGCCAGUGGCCCGGCAAGUUACAGUGAACCCACUGCAGGGAGAUACCUGCCCUCGAACCCCAGGUCUGGACUAGAGGAAGUGGAAUAUUACCAGUCAGAGGCUGAAGGACUCCUGGAUUGCCAUAAAUGCAAAUACUUGUGCACUGGAAGAGCCUGCUGCCAGAUGCUGGAGGUGCUCCUGAACUUGUUGAUCCUGGCCUGCAGCUCUGUGUCUUACAGUUCCACAGGGGGCUACACGGGCAUCACCAGCCUGGGGGGCAUUUACUACUACCAGUUCGGAGGCGCUUACAGUGGUUUCGAGGGUGCCGAUGGCGAGAAAGCACAGCAGCUGGACGUCCAGUUCUACCAGCUGAAGCUGCCCACGGUCACUGCGGCCAUGGCCUACAGCGGAGCCCUCAUGGCCUUCUGCUGCCUCCUUGUCCUCCUGGGCGUCCUGCGGGUCCCGUGGCACUGCCCCCCAUGGCUGCUGAUUGAAGGCUUGUUGGACGUGCUCAUCGCGGGGGCCUACGUCCCUGCUCUGUACUUCUACUUCCACCAGCUCUCGGCUGCCUAUGCGUCCCCGGUGUGCAGAGAGAGGGAGGCGCUGUACCAGAGCAAAGGGUACAGCGGCUUCAGCUGCACUUUCCACGGGGGGGAUAUAGGAGCUGCGGUCUUCGCCGUCCUGAGCAUUGGGCUCUUUGCUCUGGGGGCUGUGCUGGCCAUCCGCGGUUACCGGCAGGUCAGGAAGCUCAAAAAGAAGCCUGCAGAGAUGUUGGAGUUUUAGGCCUUUUAAGCCAAUCAGCCAAAUGUCAGCGGUGGAAGUUAUUCCGAACCACUGUCUUUCAUGGAAUACUUGUCCAUGGGCCUUGCCUGCAGUUGAAGAGGGUGGGACUAACAUCAGUGUCCUGGGGGGGCCAACAUCGGUGUCCUGGGGGGCCCAACAUCGGUGUCCUGGGGAAACUCCAGGUUACACGGAGUAGCGUUCUCUGAGGUUAUAAGUUCUUGAGUCCUCUGCUGGUGAGCGAGUCAAAGUUACUGAAACAGACCAAAACUGGAAGUCAGGACCCAUGAGGAAAAGGCACGGGCUGCAGCGAAAUGCACUUUUGAUUAGCUCAAGGGAGAUAACCCCGUGAAUCUGAAGAACCUUAUGUUCCAAGUUGGUGGAAAGCCCCAUACACUGGAGACAGCAUUCUGGCUUGAACUUUUGUAAACACAGCUGUCUUAAGUGGAUGAGCCCCAAAGUUUUUCCACACUGAGGGCUUGGAUCCUUCACUUCCUUGAUGCUCUGCAGGCAGGGUGUAGGGAAGCUGGCGAGACUCCGCCUGUAAGUUGGAGGUAGGCGUGGGCCGAGCAAAGAGGAAUCAGAUUCAUUCACUGGGCUGCAAAGAAGCUAUUCUAACAAGCCCCUUCCAACGGCCUUGAAAACUCAAUAAGUGUUUUGUACCUCUUGUAAAUGUACCAUUGUAUGGAGAAUUAAACCCAACAUCUGGAAUUCAGGAUCCAUCCAGAAUAAAAGAAUGUAAAAUCUU
Molecule: messenger RNA, 1949 nt
Organism: Neogale vison (American mink)
Lineage: Eukaryota; Metazoa; Chordata; Mammalia; Carnivora; Mustelidae
Gene: MARVELD3
Product: MARVEL domain containing 3
Exons: 3
Coding region: 74-1204 (376 amino acids)
Cellular component (GO): membrane
Source: RefSeq, a predicted model, not a curated record